AUGGCUAGCCCUAAUGUUCUUACAUUUGAUGCUGAGGGGCGUGCGGUUGACUUUGACGUGUGGGUUGACGACCUGCAGCUCUUUCUUCAGUGUGACUCUAAGGACGGAGUAUCCCUUUUCGAUCACACGUCUGGUGUCUCUCCUGCACCUGCUGCCACUGCUGACAGUACGGUUCGCUCGCAGUGGACCACUCGUGACACUGUUGCUCGCCUUGCUGUUCGUAGUCACCUGCCGUCUACUGAGCGCGCGCACUUUGGCCAGUACAAGACUGCUAAGUCUUUGUAUGAUGCUCUCGUAGCGCGCUACUCCUCCCCUGCCACUGCUGCCCUCAGCCGCCUCGUGCUGCCGUACCUGUUCCCUGACCUUGCCGCCUUUGCCACAGUCGCUGACCUCAUUACUCACCUCCGCACUAGUGACGCCCGCUACCGCACUGCGCUUCCCACUGAGUUCUGUGCCAAGAACCCCCCCCCCCCCCCCCCCAUGUACAUCACCCUCUACUACCUAGUCAACCGCCUCCCUGACUCCCUUGCUUCAGUCAGGGACCACUUUCUCUCCCUUUGCCCCACCAAGCUCACCGUCGACCUGCUAGAGGAGCGCCUCACUGCAGCUGAGAAGAGUAUCGAUGCUGUAGGUGCUUCUCGCGGCGACCCUCGCGCCCCUUUCUUUGAGGGGUGUUCCCCUGUCCCCCUUCUCCCCUCUGUUGCUUCUGCUGCUGCUGUCGACCUCGUUGGCAUUGAGGAGGUCGGGGCUGCGUCUGCUCCUAGUGGGAGGCACCGCAACAGCAAGGGCAAGGGGGGCAAGGGUGGUGGAGGGGGCGGUGGGGGCGGCGGUGGAGGCGGUGGAGGAGGCGGAGGGGGUGGCGGUGGAGGUGGGGGUAGUGGCGGGAGUGGGGGCUUCGGUGGCGGCGGUGGGGGUGGUGGAGGCAGCGGCAGCGGCGGUGGAGGCAGUGGCAGCGGUGGUGGAGGUGGCGGCGGCGGUGGUGCUGGUCGAGGUGGAGCCGCGCAGCGUGGAGGCUUUGGUGGUUGCCAGCGUCAACACCAGCUGCGCUCCCGUGAGACCUCGUCGGCCCAGCAGCUUCGUGAGUGGUACGCGGGGCGUGGGAGGUCUGGGGGUGUUGGUCCCUGCACUUACGUUCUUCGCACCGGCGGGCGCCGUGGGGAGACGUAG
Messenger RNA from Closterium sp. Naga37s-1, 1167 nucleotides. NCBI's taxonomy places the organism in Eukaryota, Viridiplantae, Streptophyta, Zygnematophyceae, Desmidiales, Closteriaceae. The record is from the annotation of a GenBank genome assembly.